Gordionus sp. m RMFG-2023 is the source of this 504-nucleotide messenger RNA. RefSeq names its product annexin A7-like. Gene Ontology annotation, cellular component: cytoplasm. The transcript has 4 exons. Gene Ontology annotation, molecular function: calcium-dependent phospholipid binding; calcium ion binding. The record is from RefSeq and is a predicted model, not a curated record. Bases 1 to 504 code for a protein of 167 amino acids. NCBI's taxonomy places the organism in Eukaryota, Metazoa, Nematomorpha, Gordioida, Chordodea, Parachordodidae.
AUGAUAAUACCACAACAAUACCGAAACAACGUGUUGGACAUGAUACAUCAAGAACAUAUCGGAAUGGAAGUAAGUAUAGCGGGUAAUACGAUUAUACGUCAUACGGACCAAUUAAGGAAAAGAACCGAAAAUAUAUUAAUUGUAGAAUACGAAUUAGAAGAGAGAACUGAAAUAGAAGAGAAAACCGAAGAGAUAGUAAUCAAAGAGGAUGUAAUAAAAAAUAACGAUGAAAUGAAUUCAAUGGAGAGGGAGGAAGAAACAAGUCAAGAUCAAUAUCCCAAAAGGAUACGAUUGAAACCAGAUAGAGUGGGUCUAGGUACUAACGAUAAUGCCUUAAUCCGAAUUAUGACUACUCGCAGUGAAGUCGACUUGGAUUCAAUUAAAAACGCAUAUUAUUCUAAAUACAAUAAAUUUAUGGAAAAGUCUAUCAGGAGGGAUGUUUCAGGAAAAUUCCAAGCCUUAUUAGUCGCUGUGAUUAGAGGUAACAAGCAACCCAUUGGGUGA